ACUAGUUUAUUUUAUAGAUGAAAUACUUGAAACAAGGAACACACAGCUAAUGGCUCAGCCACAACAAUAAUAACUGCAUCUCCAGACUUCUCAUCCAGGGCUCCUGCCUCUAUCCAUUAUACCAAGAGGCAAAAGGCAAAUAACUAAAAAGCAAGCUGAGAUCACGUUAAAUUUAACCCGAUUAAUUAUACUUUUAGGUUUAUGGUUGUAUAUGAUACUAAUUUACAUUUUCAAGAGGUUUUACAAUUUACAAAGCAGUUAAAUCCUUUCAACUGCUCUGAGAUAAGGUAGCACUUUUUUUUUUUUUUUUUUUUUUGAGACGGAGUCUCGCUCUGUCGCCCAGGCUGGAGUGCAGUGGCGCGAUCUUGGCUCACUGCAAGCUCCGCCUCCCGGGUUCACGCCAUUCUCCUGCCUCAGCCUCCCGAGGAGCUGGGACUACAGGCGCCUGCCACCACGCCCGGCUAAUUUUUUUGUAUUUUUAGUAGAGACGGGGUUUCACUGUGUUAGCCAGGAUGGUCUCGCUCUCCUGACCUCGUGAUCCGCCCGCUUCGGCCUCCGAAAGUGCUGGGAUUACAGGCGUGAGCCACCGCGCCCGGCUAGCACUUUUUUUUUUUUUUUAAAGAGGUCUUGGUAUUCAUGUCUUGAUAAAUGUUUUAGCAUCUCUCCUACCUCUGACUUUCCUGUCUUCCUUUUCUAUUUGUUUUGGUUUUGAAGCUGUAACUACAAAAUGUGUCCAUUGGGAAGAGAGCAAUAUUAAUGUAUUUGAACAAAAGGGCCCAUUGAUUGAAACCAUCAUAAAAAUAUAUGGGAUGCUGUUAUUAACUCCAUUUUACAAAUGAGGAAACGGAAGCCCAGAGAGAUUAAGUGGUUUGGCCAAGAUUAAAUAACCAUUAAAUGGCACAGUCACUACAAGGUUCAUUUAAAAAAACGUAUAACAUACAUUGAGCAUUUAAUGUGUCAGCCUGGGUAAACAAGAUAUAGUGCUAGUUAACUCCUAGGAAGGCAUAAAUUUCUAUAACCAGUAUAUUACUUUCUAAACCACUGUUAUUGAAAUUUUUAUUUUACUGUCUUCUGGAAUUUUAGCAGCUGGACAAUCAGUAAAUACUUUUCUACUUACACAAGAUUCACGUAACUAUCUGUUUGGAGACUGAUCGUGAUAUAUAUUAGACUAUAAGGUCUUAACUCAAAAGCAUGUUUUGCAUCAUUUGUCUAGAUUAUCUAAAGUAAAAAUGGAAAGCUGUAAUUCUCAAAUGUCUUCGAAUGAACAAAAAAUUGACAAGAAUAUGAAGUUGACUGCAUUACUGUAUAAUCAAUUAUUGGAACCUUGAUUUAACAAGCUAUUUUCAUUUUCAGUCCAAUGGCAUACAAAGAGAAAAUUUUAUUCUUUGUAGUUUCUCCAAAUUCUUUGUAAAAAUUAUGAAAGUAAUUUGCGAAAAAUGAGCGAAUUGACAUGGAAUAUAAGGUGAAUAAUACAUUUUUAAAAUGUAGUUGUGUAUAACGGAAAACGUCAUUCUUGUAUAUUCAGCUAAAACAGACCAUUAGUGCAAGACCUAAAUAUUAAUGAGAUCCGGGAUUUGCAACGAAAUGUCAUUGCUGCUUUUCCCCCAGAAAGUUAAAAGAAAAAUGGGGAGAGCUUUAGUGAAAACUAAAGGUGCUGGCGUCACAAUUGGAAAUGCAAGGAUGCAGAAGAAAUGGUAAGAUGUGGGUGGGUAGUAUCCCAGUAAACAACAUAAACCUUCUAACAGACUUGAGGUGGCUGUCAAGCCUUUCAGACAUGUGAUUGAUAAUGAAUGUCAGAGAAGCGUUUCCUUUUCCAUCAACGCUUCAGGAGACAGCGGACCGCCACCAACACGGGGCGGAAGAGCGCCCCUGUCACGCAGACUGUGCCCCCCUGUCACACAGACCGUGCCGCCCCCAGCUCGCCUGGGCACGCCCCUUCCUGCCCCCGCAGCGGGGUCCCGCCCUUUGCGCCUUUCACUUCCUAGUAACCGCCCUCCCUUGCGCCAUCUUCGCAGGACCCGAUUGGCUGAUGGGGCAACCGCUAACGGCUGUGGCGUUUAAACCCAAGCCGCAGCCGCUGCUGCUCGCCGAGCGCCCGGAGCUGGGUGGGGGUGCCCCACGCUGAAAGAGAGUGAUGGAGUGCCCAGUGAUGGAAACUGGCUCACUUUUUACCUCAGGAAUUAAGAGACAUGUGAAAGACAAAAGAAUUUCAAAGACUGCUAAGUUGAAUGUUUCUCUUGCUUCAAAAAUAAAAACAAAAAUACUAAAUAAUUCUUCUAUUUUCAAAAUAUCUUUAAAGCACAACAACAGGGCAUUAGCUCAGGCUCUUAGUAGAGAAAAAGAGAACUCUCGAAGAAUUACAACUGAAAAGAUGCUAUUGCAAAAAGAAGUAGAGAAACUGAAUUUUGAGAACACAUUUCUUCGCCUAAAGCUAAAUAACUUGAAUAAGAAGCUUAUAGACAUAGAAGCUCUCAUGAACAAUAACUUGAUAACUGCAAUUGAAAUGAGCAGUCUUUCUGAGUUCCAUCAGAGUUCCUUUCUACUGUCAGCUAGCAAGAAGAAACGAAUUAGUAAACAGUGCAAAUUGAUGCGUCUUCCAUUUGCAAGGGUUCCAUUAACUUCAAAUGAUGAUGAAGAUGAUGAUAAAGAGAAAAUGCAGUGUGACAACAAUAUUAAAUCAAAGACAUUACCUGAUUUUCCCUCUUCAGGAUCAACAACACAACCUUUAUCAACUCAGGAUAAUUUGGAAGUGUUAUUUCUUAAAGAAAAUAAUCAAAAUGUAUAUGGUUUAGAUGAUUCAGAACAUAUUUCUUCUAUAGUUGAUGUACCUCCCAGAGAAAGCCAUUCCCACUCAGACCAAAGUUCUGAGAGUUCUCUAAUGAAUGAGAUGAGAAACACUCAACCUAUUGGCCACAGAUGGGAGAAACCAUCCCCUAGUAAUGUGACUGAAAGGAAGAAGCGUGGGUCAUCUUGGGAAUCAAAUAAUCUUUCUGCAGACACUCCCUGUGCAACAGUUUUAGAUCAACAACACAUUUCAAAUCCAGAAUUAAAUUGCAAUGAUGAGAUAAAUGGUCAUACUAAUGAAACAAAUACUGAAAUGCAAAGAAAUAAACAGGAUCUUCCUGGAUUAUCUUCUGAGUCUGCCAGAGAACCUAAUGCAGAGUGCAUGAAUCAAGUUGAGGAUAAUGAUGACUUUCAGUUGCAGAAAACUGUGUAUGAUGCUGACAUGGAUUUAACUGCUAGUGAUGUCAGCAAAAUUGUCACAGUUUCAACAGGCAUUAAAAAGAAAAGUAAUAAAAAAACAAAUGAACAUGGAAUGAAAACUUUCAGAAAAGUGAAAGAUUCAGGCUCUGAGAAAAAGAGAGAGAGAUCAAAGAGACAGUUUAAAAAUAGUUCAGAUGUCGAUAUCGGGGAAAAGAUUGAAAACAGGCCAGAAAGAUCUGAUGUCCUGGAUGGCAAAAGGGAUGCAGAAGAUCCCGGUUUUAUUUUCAAUAAUGAACAGCUGGCUCAGAUGAAUGAACUGAAGAAAAUGACCCUUCAAACUGGCUUUGAACAAGGUGACAGAGAAAAUGUCCAGUGUAAUAAAAAGGAGAAAAGAAUAACAAAUGAGCAAGAGGAGACAUACUCUUUAUCCCAAAGUUCAGGUAAAUUUCACCAGGAGAGUAAAUUUGAUAAGGGUCAGAAUUCCCUAACUUGUAAUAAAAGUAAAGCUUCUAGACAGACAUUUGUGAUUCACAAAUUAGAAAAAGAUAACUUACUCCCAAACCAAAAGGAUAAAGUAACCAUUUAUGAAAACCUAGACGUCACAAAUGAAUUUCACACAGCCAAUCUUUCCACCAAAGAUAAUGGAAAUUUAUGUGAUUAUGAGACCCACAAUAUAUUGGAUUCGAAAAAGCAUGUCACUGAUAUUCAACCCUCUGAGCAAAAUGAAUCAAACAUCAAUAAGCUUAGAAAGAAAGUAAACCGGAAGACAGAAAUAAUUUCUGGAAUGAACCACAUGUAUGAGGAUAAUGAUAAAGAUGUGGUGCGUGGCCUAAAAGGUAAUUUUUUUUUCGAAACCCAAGAUGAUAAAGAACCUAUCUCUGAAAACAUAGACGUUUCCAAAGAGCUUCAAAUCCCAGCUCUUUCUACUGGAGAUAAUGAAAAUCGAUGUGACUGUAGGACCCAGAAUGUGUUGGGUUUGCAAAAGCAGAUCACCAAUAUGUACCCCGUUCAGCAAAAUGAAUCAAAAGUUAAUAAGAAGCUUAGGCAGAAAGUAAAUCGGAAGACAGAAAUAAUUUCUGAAGUGAAUCAUUUAGAUAAUGACAAAAGUAUAGAAUACACAGUUAAAAGUCACUCACUCUUUUUAACUCAAAAAGAUAAGGAAAUCAUCCCCGGAAACCUAGAAGACCCAAAUGAGUUUGAAGCACCUGCUCUUUCUACCAAAGAUAGUGGAAACCUGUAUGAUUCUGAGAUUCAAAAUGUUUUGGGGGUGAAACAUGUCCAUGAUAUGCAACCUGCUUGUCAAAAUGAUUCAAAAAUAGAUAAGAAGCCUAGACUAAAUGUAUAUCAAAAGUCAGAAAUAAUUCCUGAAACCAACCAAAUAUAUGAGAAGGAUAACAAAGGUGUACAUGACCUAGAAAAAGAUAACUUCUUGUCUCUAACCCCAAAGGAUAAAGAAACAAUUUCUGAAAAUCUGCAAGUCACAAAUGAAUUUCAAACAGUUGAUCUUCUCGUCAAAGAUAAUGGAAAUUUAUGUGAUUAUGACACCCAGAAUAUAUUGGAUUUGAAAAAGUAUGUUACUGAUAGAAAAUCUGCUGAGCAAAAUGAAUCAAAAAUAAAUAAGAAGCUGAGGAAUAAAGUGAAUUGGAAGACAGAAAUAAUUUCUCAAAUGAACCAGAUAUAUGAGGAUAUUGAUAAAGAUGUACAUGUCCAAGAAAGCUAUACAAAAGAUCUUGAUUUUAAAGUAAAUAAAUCUAAACAAAAACUUGAAUGCCAAGACAUUAUCAAUGAACACCAUAUGGAAGUCAACAGUAAUGAAAAGGAAAGUUGUGAUCAAAUUUUAGAUUCCUACAAAGUAAAAAAGCGUAAGAAAGAAUCAUCAUGCAAGGCAAAGAACAUUUUGACAAAAGGUAAGAACAAACUUGCUUCACAGUUAACACAGUCUUCACAGACAUCUAUCUCCUUAGAAUCUGAUUUAAAACAUAUUACUAGUGAAGCAGAUUCUGAUCCAGGAAACCCAGUUGAACUAUGUAAGACUCAGAAACAAAGCACUACCACUUUGAAUAAAAAAGGAGAUCUCCCUUUUGUGGAAGAAAUAAAAGAAGGAGAGUGUCAGGUUAAAAAGGUAAAUAAAAUGACAUCUAAGUCAAAGAAAAGGAAGACCUCCAUAGAUCCUUCUCCAGAGAGCCAUGAAGUAACGGAGAGAAUACUUGACAGCGUUCAGGGAAAGUCGUCUACUGUGUCUGAACAAGUUGAUAAGGAAAACAAUUUGGGGAAUGAGAAAAUGGUCAAAAAUAAGCCAGACUUUUACACAAAGGCAUUUGGAUCUUUGUCUGAGAUAUAUUCACCUAACAUACAAGAUUCUUCCUUUGACAGUGUUCGUGGAGGUUUAGUACCUUUGAGCAUUUCUUCUAGUAAAAAUGUGAUAAUAAAAGAAAAUUUUGCCUUGGAGUGCUCACCAGCCUUUCAAGUAAGUGAUGAUGAGCGUGAGAAGAUGAACGAGAUGAAAUUUAAAGUCAACUGGAGAACCCAAAAAUCAGGAAUAGGCGAUAGACCAUUACAGGACUUGACAAAUACCAGUUUUGUUUCAAAUAACACUGCUGAAUCUGAAAAUAAGUCAGAAGAUCUGUCUUCAGAACGGACAAGCAGAAGAAGAAGGUGUACUCCUUUCCAUUUUAAAGAGCCAAGCCUCAGAGACAAGAUGAGAAGAUGAAGUGAAUUUAUGGAUUCUGGUUUUUCUGAAUUUUCAAAGCAUAAAGAAUCAAAACAGAAAUAUAACUAGUAUCAAGAAGAUGAAAUGCUUGAUGUGAAAAGGUUUUUUUUGGGUUUUUUUGGCCUUUCAUGGAGUGUUGAUUUGUCCAUUCUUAAUGUUUAUUAAUAGAUAUAUGUGCAUAAAAUAGCUAUUUUGUAACAUUAAACUUUUUAAGUCAUUUUGGUCAUGAUAUAACUUAUCUUCCUGUUUAUUUAAGCUUCUUUUUACCUAGUAGCCUUUAACCAAACAAUUGCUAUUAACCUUUUAACCAAAUAAAAUGUGUUAAUAAAUA
This is a messenger RNA of Pongo pygmaeus (Bornean orangutan), 6245 nucleotides long. It is a transcript of the gene SGO2, whose product is annotated as shugoshin 2. Bases 2135 to 5914 code for a protein of 1259 amino acids. NCBI's taxonomy places the organism in Eukaryota, Metazoa, Chordata, Mammalia, Primates, Hominidae. The record is from RefSeq and is a predicted model, not a curated record. Gene Ontology annotation, biological process: meiotic sister chromatid cohesion. The transcript has 9 exons. Gene Ontology annotation, cellular component: kinetochore; chromosome, centromeric region.